AUGUCUGCUCCUCCCCUCCGCAUCGUCAUGGCCUGCGACGAGGCCGGCGUCCCAUACAAGGACGCCAUCAAGGCCGUCCUCGAGAAGAGCCCCCUCGUCGCCUCCAUUUCUGACGUCGGCGUCAACUCCACCUCCGACAAGACCGCCUACCCUCACCCCGCCGUCGAGGGCGCCCAGCAGAUCAAGGCCGGCAAGGCUGACCGUGGCCUCUUCAUCUGCGGCACCGGUCUCGGCGUCGCCAUCGCUGCCAACAAGGUUCCCGGCAUCCGGGCCGUUACUGCCCACGACCCUUUCUCCGUCGAGCGCUCCAUCCUGAGCAACGACGCCCAGGUCCUCUGCAUGGGCCAGCGCGUCAUUGGCGUCGAGCUUGCUAAGAAGCUCGCCCUCGACUGGCUCAACUACCGCUUCGACCCUUCCAGCGCUUCCGCCGCUAAGGUCCAGGCUAUCUCCGACUACGAGACCAAGUUCUCUGGCUCUGCUUAG
This is a messenger RNA of Penicillium manginii, 483 nucleotides long. Its product is annotated as RpiB/LacA/LacB family sugar-phosphate isomerase. The record is from RefSeq and is a predicted model, not a curated record. NCBI's taxonomy places the organism in Eukaryota, Fungi, Ascomycota, Eurotiomycetes, Eurotiales, Aspergillaceae. Gene Ontology annotation, molecular function: isomerase activity. The transcript has a single exon. Gene Ontology annotation, biological process: carbohydrate metabolic process. Gene Ontology annotation, cellular component: intracellular anatomical structure. Bases 1 to 483 code for a protein of 160 amino acids.